AUGACUGGUCUUCAAACAACUAAUCUGGUGGAUACUCCUUUUGUGGUUAAUGUUAAAUAUCAUUAUGAUUAUGGAGAUCUUUUAACCGGUCCCUUAUCGUAUCAGAAACUUGUGGGCAACCUUAAUUACUUAACUAUUACUCGCCCUGAAAUAUCUUUUGUUGUUCAACAAGUCAGUCAAUUCAUGCAUUCUCCUCGCCAUCUUCACUUGGCAAUAGUUCAUCGUAUAACUCGCUACUUAAAAGGAACCUCACAUAGUAGUUUAUUCUCUCCUUCCGUAAUAGUUCCUCAAUUGAGUGCUUAUAGUGAUGUUUAUUGGGUAGGAUAUCCUGACACAAGACGAUCUGUCACCGGUUGGUGCAUGUUUCUUGGCUUUUCACUGGUCUCAUGGAAAAGUAAGAAACAAGCAAGAGUUUCUAAAUCUUCCACUAAAUCUAAGUAUCGUGUUAUGUCUGCUACUUAUUCAUAA
This is a messenger RNA of Lathyrus oleraceus (garden pea), 468 nucleotides long. RefSeq lists its product as uncharacterized. NCBI's taxonomy places the organism in Eukaryota, Viridiplantae, Streptophyta, Magnoliopsida, Fabales, Fabaceae. The record is from RefSeq and is a predicted model, not a curated record. The transcript has a single exon. The coding region runs from base 1 to 468 and encodes 155 amino acids.